Molecule: messenger RNA, 4113 nt
Organism: Phytomonas sp. Hart1
Lineage: Eukaryota; Euglenozoa; Kinetoplastea; Trypanosomatida; Trypanosomatidae
Source: the annotation of a GenBank genome assembly
AUGGAUAUUAUUUACGCGUUUUCUCAACUGAGCGACCACGCUCAGAGAGCCAAUCUCAGUAGGGCGGAAAAAGCUAGGGGAGAGGCGGUACCACCAGGUAUGGUUGAAAAACGUCAUCGCGCCGAGGUGUCUGUGGAAUCUACGGCUUCUUGUUUAGACAGCGUGUUGGGGUACUUGUGUGAGCGCUACACUCGAGCGCUAAGGGAUCUCGAGCGGCCGGCUAGCCUCUCACGAGGUCCGAUAGCGAGCUCAAAGGUUAGUAGUGGGUAUCUCACCCCCUUUUCAAAAGGAGAGACUUUUAAAACGGUGAUGGUGCUUCAACUUCUCGCGGCUGGAGCGCGGCAACAUCCUGCCUUGCGGGAUUGGCUGUGGUCGGUGGUUGCCGGGCUACCGGAGGGCGCGAAUUGCGUUGCCAUGACGUUGGAGAUCGUACAACUGCAGGAAGUGUUUUUGUUGAAGAAAUGGGCACAUGUCGCCAAUUUAAAAGGAAUUCACGGUAUUGAGGCGGAGAGCACCAGGGAUGCAUCCCUCAUAGUGGCGGGAGACGCCUGGCUAUCGUCCGUUCUGACGGAAUUAGAAAGCUUGUGCUGGAAAUCUCUCCCUGUGACCUUUCCACCUUUACCUCAGCUUUCCACUAACCAGCCUUCGUGUCCAUCGGAUGGUAAUUUUGAUCAUGGAGUAUCCAAAGCGACCGGUUCAUUUCUUUCCAUCAAUGACUUUUCGGAGUCUCUUUUUAGUUCACUAGACCCGGCAGACGCUCUGCAGGAGCUACCUCCACAGCUCUCCAUCUACGCCCUACUGCGAAACCCAACCAAACGCCAUCUCUUCGUGAAUUCUCUUUUGCGCAAUCCAAUCAUCGAGUCGCCUCUUACUAACGAAGACGCCAUCAGGGAGGCGGCCGAUUGUGGUAUGGGACAUCCUGACCCGUUCAACCCUUUUGCGUUGCUCUCGUCUCGUGCGUAUGCUUGGUUAAUCCCUUUGUGGAGUCAUGAAGAGGAUCACGCGGCAGCGCGGGGUUCUUCUUUUUCCCCUUCUAUGGAGGCUACGUCCAAGUUAAUCUGCCGUCCACCACCCGACGGGGGGUUGUCAUGGGUAUGCUCCUCUGCGGCGUUUCCCGCGCACUACGAAAGACGCCUUCACACGGACUUUACGCGGCACCUCUGCGGUGGCGCGUCUCCUCCUCCUCCGACUCCACCACCAGAAGGAUUCACGGCCGUCACCUCAUCCAAGGCGUUGGGAUCUUUCCAUGAUGAGGAUUCGCACACCGCAAGGAGCUUUACGCCGGACGCGUAUGUCCAACUUCAGAGCAGGGCGUCGUACGAGGCCGCUCUUGGGGUGGCCGCCGUGCUGCUGGCAGAGCAUCUUCAGCAGGCCAGUGUUACCCUCAGUCCGUGCAAUUCUGGCGGCGAUUCUAGGACAAAUGAAACACUUUCCCAUAGUUCUCCACAACCGACGGGGGCCUCUUUUUUGAAGGAAGGGGAUUCCCUUUCCAGGGUGGCCUUUACGGAAUACAGGGGGAAUGAGCUUUAUGGCGCACCUGGCGACGACUCCACGCCACUUGAGGGUGCGCUGACGAUGAUGCAGCUUGACGAAGAGGUGGUGUGUGGAUCAUAUGAAGACUCCACAAAGUCCGCUGGAGGGGAUCCUCUCUAUGGGGAUCUUUUACGUCGAUGCAAUGCCGCAUGGACGGCGCUGGUCGUGACGCUGGCGGUUGGAGGGGGCAUCCCGGCGCAGUUCGUGCGGAUGUGUUUGGACCCCCUUGAGGUCUCUCUUCGAGGCUGCCCUUGCAAGCUGGGUAAAACUUCACAGUGCGCAAAGUUUUUGGGAUUGCGUAAUUACUUAAAGGAGUACUCUUCGUGCCACUCCAAGGCAUCGUCUGGAGAAUUUUCACCACAACACAUCGUAGCCGACACCGCUAAUACGCCUUCCGAUGCACAAGCGAAAACCACAGAUAGUGUUGUUAUUUCAAACCAUCCUAAUGGACCCCUUGGUGGAAGUAGUGGAUCAAACGAUAAUGCGCUUGCAUACCAAGUAAUUUUUCCAUCUCCUAUUUUUCUUCUGCGCGCAGAAGAUGUUGCCUUGUACACGCACAAUUUACCUUUUAUGCGUACCUCCGAGAUAAGCUCAGGGAUGAGAAAUAAUCGGGAAGAAAAGACGUCUGCCGAGGGUAGGAAAGACGCCCCCGAUCUGGUUUCUGAUGAAGCUUGUCCUCCGCCUAAUCCUUUGCUGGGUGAUCUUUCCUUGGACUACCCGCCGCGCUGCAGCUGCGUAUCGAGUUCGAUGGCCACCGUGGUAGCGGUCGCCCUUCGCCACCCCCGAGUUGAGAUGUUUCAGCUGGAGUGUAUUUGGCAGCUUCUUUAUUUCCACCACUGCAAUAAUGGGCGCACGACAGCCCAGACCCCUGAAGGGGCUUUUCAGGUUCAUAAAAGCAAUCCCUCGGACAAUCCAAUUGACUUGCCUGAGGGAAAGAAAACUGCGGAUAGUGCGCAGCGAAGGCCACACGACAGCGAGCACCUGAGCGGAUUACACGGCGACCGCAUAGAGGAAGGGGAACAAAGGACACGUUUAACAUCAUCAGAGCGAAUUCAACACGAGCGGGUAGAGGAAAUGGGGCGUCGUAUGCAGCAAAUUUUCGAUUGUUUUGCGUACAGUGCCCUUGCCGGGGUGUCGCCGUGCAGGACGUGGGAACGGAAAAGCAGUAAUGAAGAGGACUCAGUGAAAGGCAUGCGCUUAGUUGGAUGCGACGACAAAAGCAAACCAUCGACCGCGCCAAAAGAUGAUUAUAGGACUGAUCCAGAGACUCACCUUUCAGGAUUACCAAUGGAUUCUAGAAGAAUCAAUUUCAACCAUGUCAGUACAGGAACGCGGCGUGUUCUGAGGCUUGAAUUAGCAAAAGAAACUAAAGCGAAUUCAUCGACUUUUACCGUUCGACAGGAUUCGGCUCCGAAAUCCAGGAUGCAGUCUCUCGACGUCGAAGAAGAUUCUCUUAAUAGAAAAGAGAGCAUAACUGUUGAAGAGAACACCAAGGAUCUUUUCCGCAAUAAAAGGGAAUGUGAAAUUGAUAUGCAAGCCAUGCUCCAGCUUGUGGCAAAACUAAGCAUCCCUUUAGAAGCUACCGGCCUCUCUGCAUCUCUACAAAAGAUAAUUGAUACUCUGUUGUUGCCACUGGAAACGCUCUGGACUACCUGCACAACUAGCGAUGCGGGAAACUCUACAUUGGUUCCACUCAACACCGUGGAACACGAUAAGAGAUAUUUGUCGCUUUCACUUGUUUCUUCAAAACGAUCUGAUAGAACUUGCGGGAAUUUGCGAGAAACCAAACUCACAGAAUUCACUUUGCAAAGGCAAGAGCGCCGCCAACUUUUGACUCUCACUACACCUGAAUAUGUGAAGCAGUUCCAAAAUGUCCUGAGUAUUCUCUUUCAAAUACCAAGUCUGGAACACCACAGCACUUCCAUUGCAAAGUCAGGCGGUUGUAAUGUCAAUCCAUUAUACUUCAAGUCUGCUGUUUUAGCAGUGCAGAGCGCCACGAAAGCAACCGUAGGGACCAUCCUUUGUUUUUGCAUUUAUCGUUUUCUACUUCAUUGUUAUUUGCAGGUCAGUAGCAAUUCUUGGUAUGGCGCUACUCUAUUCGUCACCAAGGAGGUUGGAUUGCCGAAGAACAUCAGCAUAGACAGAGCUCCAUCAGAAAUCACAUUUGCAAAGCAAGAAGCCAACCAAAAUUGUGAACCUUUGAGGCUAUCAGACGGGGUAUCUCAAACCGAUGCACAUGCUUCUUUACAAAGAAAACUUCGUUUAGUUGUGCAACACACCACGUCGACUCUAAAACCCAUUUUACAAUCAUAUGUAGGAGCAUGUCUACCCAGAAACAGAAGCGAUAUUGAGGCGUCUCAAAGCUUCAGUGGGUCUUUCAGAGGAAGAAUCAUGGAGGUGGAAAAUAAACAUGAGAGUAAAAAAAUAUUUUACGGGCCCGUAUCGUGCAUACUGUUACCGAUGGUUUUAAGAGCUUAUGAAGCUGCACUGAAGCCCGUACUGCAUGAUGCCAAUAAUCCUACUGCGCCAGAACUAUCAGACUUAAAAGAUAUACUUAAACAACACGGAAUAAUUCCAUAA